Chelonus insularis is the source of this 2461-nucleotide messenger RNA. RefSeq lists its product as uncharacterized. The record is from RefSeq and is a predicted model, not a curated record. Gene Ontology annotation, molecular function: peptidase activity. Bases 211 to 1929 code for a protein of 572 amino acids. Gene Ontology annotation, biological process: protein modification by small protein removal. NCBI's taxonomy places the organism in Eukaryota, Metazoa, Arthropoda, Insecta, Hymenoptera, Braconidae. The transcript has 11 exons.
UUUAAGCUAUUGUUAUAAAUAACAAUGUCAUUCUAGCAGAAUCAAAAAUUUUUCCAAUCAGUAAAUAUUUUAGUUUAUUAGUUAGCACAUGCGUGUCAGUAAAUAUUAUUACACGUUAUUAAAUACCUUAAAAAAGUUUGGUUAAUUACUUUGGAGUCAAUUGCAGCUGAGUUGCAUAAACUGUGUAAAUUGUGCUGAAUUAACAGAAAAAUGGAUGAAAAUGAUGAAAUGGGAACCAAAGUGGAACUGUAUGUAUACGAUUUAACAAAAGGAGCAGCCGCAAUAAUGUCGCAGAUGCUCAUAGGUCGACAUCUGGAGGGUAUUUGGCACACAGCAAUCGUAGCAUACGGUCGUGAAUAUUUCUUUGGACCAUCUGGGAUUCAAAGCAUUCGACCAGGCGGAACUGUGCUAAGUGAACCUCAGAAAAUUGAAAAACUUGGUGAAACCUUUUUACCGUAUUCAGUGUUUUUAGAGUACAUAAACGGAUUAGGAACGUCAAAGUUUGCACCCGGUACUUAUCACCUGCUUAGACUCAACUGCAACAACUUCUCAGACGAGGUGAGCAACUUCCUGGUGGGCUGUGGUAUUCCAAAAUACAUUCUCGACUUGCCCGAAGAAAUUCUCAAGACGCCCGUAGGACAGGCACUAGCACCUCUGAUAGAAAACCUCGCCACCAGUGCAAGUGCAGGAUUCACGGUCGGUCAAAGGUUUGUGGAGCCAAGGAUUCAACGUGAGGCUUCUCCAGAAUAUCAACUGCUCGAGACUGCCAUCGAAGAAGCUAGACUGAAUUCAAUCGCUUUAGAGGAAAGGAGGAACGUCUUAAACGAGAAGCUUGCUAGGAAGGAACGAAAAAAGAAAAAGAAGAAGAAGGAAAAACACGAUAAAACACCUAAAGAGAGUGGCAGUGAGAGUAAUAGCACAGGAGGACCAUUCAAUUAUACAGAAAUGGCAGAUAGUGAAGUUGUUGAAAUGCAACCCACUAAUGGGGAUGUAGCAGCUGAGAUGUUACCGUCUGACCGAGUUUUACAGAUGGAAGCAGAUGAGAAACGUGAUCUUGAAGAACGGAAACGCCGAAGGGAUCCACCGAUAGUAUUUAAAGAUAUUGUAAAAAGCCUUCGUGAAGAGUUUAUAGCUCUGUCUGAAUUAUUAGAAGGAAAGUUAAAUAAUGCAGAGAAAGAAAAUCUUGAAGAGCUCCGUCUAUAUGUUUUAGAAAAUGAAGGUUCAUGGGCUUUGGGUGAUAAUUUUCUCAAUUUUGUUGGCCGAAUUUUAUAUGAUCCAUCACUAGAAACUAAUGCGAAAGUAAAGCUUUUGAAUAUCUUGGGAAUGUCUGCUCUCAAAGAUGAUAUUAUUCUGUUGCUACAUCAAGAUAGGCGAGAACAUACAAUAAUGAACUAUGCUUUUGACAUUGAUCGUCAUCCUGUCGAAGAACAACUGCCUUUAUCACAAUUUAUGACAAAUAUGUUUGAAAAUUUAAGCAGCUCCGAAUGGUUACUUUAUAUCUCAGAAUGGCAACAUAAUAACCAGAGUAUUAGUAAUAUUAGAGUUACUACUAAGGUUGCUGUACACUCUUUACUGUCGGAUUCACCAGACCUCCAAGCAUGCGGUGCAGCUCUUAUUCACAACCUUGCUUGCAAGGAGAAAAUGAACAAAAACAAAACACUACGGCAACUAUUACCGAAAGGCAGCAGUUCGAAGGUAUUUGAUGAUGUUGCUGUUGAAUUGACCAUGGCCCUACUACAAUAUUUCAAUGGCAAUCCACCGGAAGAACAACUCUACGCGUGUAUGAAAGCUUUGGCACGAUUUACUCAAAUCAGUGGACACGAAGUACCUCAACUCAUUCAGAUGAUUGGUCCAGAGCCAAACAAGUUCCGUGGCACAUCACGACGAGUUGAUGAAAUGAUCGACGAAGUUAAUAAAAAGUUACGCUGAAAAAACUUUCUGCAUAUUUUCGAGUGAGAUAAACUUUUUUUAUAUGGAAAAUUCUUAUCAUAUACAAAUUAAUUACUGAUAGAGAAGAUCCGAUAAUGAAUUUUAUCUGUUGAUUUUUAAUUUUUUAUACUAUCCGAUCUUAUAAAUAAUAAUUACACCUUUUAGUCUCAUUGGGUAUUUGUUAUGAUAAAUUGCAUUUUAUAUUCUGUUAUAAAAAUUAUUGUAAGAGACAAACUUUUUACUAAUUUUGUUGAAUUAUCAUUGAGUGUAUAGUAAAGUUUAUAAUAAUUGUUAUUAUUAAUAAUAAAAUUUCUGUAUAAAAAAGGAAGAUUUAUAAUAAACAUAAACGUUAAAAGGACUAUCAUUGAGAUAAAAAAUAUUAAUAUUAUGAAUAUUAUCCAGAAAUAGAAAGCCUAAUAAAACGUUUAGUAGGGCGAAUGAGAACAAUUUCUCACUGAUAUACAUGUGUCAGAUGGUGCAAAUCUAAACCACAGGCAAAUGUAGAUGAAUAAAGUGUCAUGAUAUCUUUACA